Mizuhopecten yessoensis (Yesso scallop) is the source of this 6242-nucleotide messenger RNA. RefSeq names its product MOB kinase activator 2-like. Lineage: Eukaryota; Metazoa; Mollusca; Bivalvia; Pectinida; Pectinidae. Gene Ontology annotation, molecular function: protein kinase activator activity. Bases 636 to 1376 code for a protein of 246 amino acids. Gene Ontology annotation, biological process: signal transduction; positive regulation of protein phosphorylation. The record is from RefSeq and is a predicted model, not a curated record. The transcript is spliced from 5 exons. Gene Ontology annotation, cellular component: nucleus; cytoplasm.
ACCAUGUGCUUUCAUUUGGCGGCACAAUGAGUCAGGUUUAUUUACCCAUGUUUAUAAGUGUGGUUCGUGAUGACAAAUGCAGGUUAUUGACAGCACUGACAUCAUCGAUAAAUUGGAAAAGAUUGAUUUAGCUACAAUUCUGUUCACGGAUGUUUGUACAUUGUCACUCUGUUUUCUGUUCCUGAAACACUUUCAUUUCUAAUUUCUUUGACCAACACUGAUGUCUAGCUUAGUAUAUAUACAGAUUAGAUUUCUGCUUUAUCAGAGCAUGUGAUGUUUUGAUCAGUGGACACUAGUGAUAAAUGUAUUAUCCAUUGGAUGGGAUACACCUGCUGUAGGGGUCAGUAUCAGAAUCAACUGUUAUCACCGGCACAUGUCUUAGGUAACAACUGUGAUGCAGCAUACCUGUGGCUUCACGCUAGCGGUUGACCAUAACAACAGAAUAUAAUCACUGAAUGCCUUGUGAACCUGUGCUACUUAUGGUCAUUUUACAACAGUGUCUUCGUUGCUGUGAAGCUGCUGUAAUCAUUGUACAUAAGUACCUGUGUAAAGCAGACUUGUGAAUGGGAACACUUUUAUGUUAAAUUUUCAAAACAUACAGGACUGGUUAUUACUUUACCAGAGUUUUUCAACACAUGUUGAAAAUUGGAGCUACAUUCAAAAUGACGACAGGUAUGCUGUUCGUCAUUAAUCUAUGGAAGGGCAGAAGAAAGGACAAAGACUCUCCGACACCUCCAGCACAGGAAGAGCCGAGACAGUACCUCGAGGAUAGUUGUGUGCGGGAGCGAGUAACCGAGGCAGAUUUCUACAAACUUGUCAGCUUGCCUUCCUGUCUAGAUUAUAAUGAAUGGCUAGCAACACAUACUUUAUCAUUUUUCAAUCAUAUAACAUUGAUCUACGGUGUAAUAUCUGAAUACUGUACAUCUGACGGAUGCUCAUCCAUGUCUGCGCCAGGCAAUGUGCAAUUUUUAUGGUAUGAUGAAAAAGGCAAGAAAUACAAGUACUCUGCUCCCCAGUAUGUAGAUUUCAUCACAACCUGUAUGCAGAAGGAAAUAUCUGACGAAAGUGUCUUUCCUACAAAAUAUGGACAUCCAUUUCCAAACACUUUUGAAACAUCUGUGAAGAAGUUCCACAAGUAUCUGUUCCAUAUAGUUGCGCAUAUAUACCACGCCCAUUAUAGUGAUGUUGUCACGCUGGGCUUACACGGACAUCUAAACAGUCUCUUCACACACUUCACCGUGUUUAACAUCAAGUUCGACCUGAUGGAGGACAAGGAGACCGAUAUAUUGCAGGACCUAAUGAAGGCCUUGAUAAAACAGCUUCCCGAUCCUAAUCAAAAUGAAGGCACAGACAGUAAUGAAAUCUCCCGAACAUAGCAGGCCACAAGAAAUAGUUUAUUGUAUGUGUAUAGUUUAUAUAUAAUUUACUCAUAUCCUGAAGGAUCUCAACAAUGUUAUGUUGUACUGUGAGAGAGUUAAUGAAGGUCUUAUACUGAUCGAUGUUCAACUAUAGGUGCAUAUAGAUAUGUUUCAGAUAUCGUUACAACUUGACCUCUCUACCCUAAGUGUGUGUAUAUGAUAUAAUUGUUGCGUACUGUGAUUGGGGUUACCCAGGCUACAGUGACAAGGGAUUAUCCAAAAAACUCUGUCAAAGGCAUGUCUCGUUGAAGGGAGACAACUGAGAGAAAAAAGCUAAAACUGUUGCUGUAAAAUUAAGCAGAGACAAAGUGCUAUAUGAAACAGAUCUGUGCUGCUAUUAACUGACCGGUCAUUGCGCCCUAAUUUACCAUUUACUGACGUGCUUUCAUUUGUACAUACGGACAGAGUGAAUGAUGCUGUGUGGACAUCAAACUACAAAGAACUGACAGUUGUAUUUAUUCUAUGGUAAAUAUUCAACUUCAUGGCGAAGUUCUCUUUCUUCGUUAAAUGGCAUGUUAUAAUAUAUAUAUCAAUGUAUAUGGAUAGAUUACAUUUGUCAAAAUUGUUACGAGUAACACCCAAACACUUGUUGGUUGUUCCUGCUUGUGUAUGAAUACACGUGUAAAACUCUGGUAUGACUUGAUUGUGUGGCAGUAUAGAUUCACACAGGGAAGGAUGAUUAGUGAUGCUUAGUAUUGUAGGUCUUAGAAUGUGUGUUGAGUUUGGUGGGAAUUAACACCAGGCUUAUAUGAUGGAGGUGAUUUGUGAGCAAAGAAAAUACCCGUGAGAUUGGAAGUGUUAGCUGUUGUGUCAAAUCUAGUGUAGUGUUCAGAGGCGUAGGACGAUAGGAAAUUGUGACGAAACACCUUUAAGGUGUAAAGUUGGUGAUAUUUCUACCUACAACAAAACGUAGAGGUAGUGGUAUUAGUGUAAAGAUGUCAGCCCUUGGUAAAUACCUCAGAGUUUUUCCAUAUUGACAUCCUGUAUUAGCAUUGACUGAAGUCAUUGUCCCAUGAUUACCAAAGUUAGCUACUCAAAGAGUAGCUUGUAAAAUCAAAGAGCAUAAUUGUAAGUUCAGAAAAUAUCAGUUCUUUAUACAGACUUUUCGAUUGUAACUGAAAACAGAUAGACUUAGGUUACAAAAGUGGUGAAAUAAUAAAUAAAUUUUGAGUUUAAGAUUGUAGGAUGUUUUGUGUAGGAAAACAUUUGACAAGAAGACAUUAAUUUGGUGCAUUUUUUGUUUGUUUUUGUUUUUGUAAAAUCGAACUACAAACCAGUCUGUAUGUACAAUACAUUACAACACAUCUGAACUAGAUGAAGCACGCUUUAUAUGAACACCUGUUUAUUGCUUACCUGUGACAAGAUAGUACUUUUUUCAUAGGUUGAACAUUUCGAAAAGUAUUAAAUUUCGAAAAGCAUUGCAAAUUAAACCCGGGUAUUUUUAUUUAAAACAGUGCCCGUGUUUGCUGAUAGAUGUAUAACAAAUUUCAAAUUUAACGCUUAAUUGUCUCCCUCACAGAUGGUUUCUCAUACCCUAGACAAAGAAGUCCAACAAAACCCAGUCUAGAUUUUUCUGUGUUGUUAAAUCUGAUAUCACAAUCACCUGAAAGUUAUUUGUAAUUGUGAUGUUAUGCCAUAUUUUGAUAAUAUUAAAUCAAACAAAAAGCUCGAAAAUAGAGCAACAAAAUGCUAUUUGUUUCAUUGAUACAAGUAAAAGGAUCACAUACCUGUUUAUAAUCAGUGCUGGUUGAUGUAUGUCUUUAUCACAUCUUAACUGAGAUCAAUUCCAUAUCAUACCUCAGGUGAAAUAAAUUGAUGUUGAUCAUUGAUCCUGAUAGAUAAUAUUAGUAACACUGAGUGUAUGUUGAACCAUCUACCACAUCUACACUGCAGCAUGAACAUUACACAAACAGUGCCAUAUUCACUAAGGAUACACAUUUUACAAUACUCUGUUAUUGAUAACUUAGAUUUUAUUUUAUGAUAUUUUUUUUAAAAAUAUUUUUGAACAUAUUUCAAUAUGUCGAUUUGCUUGUUUUGGUAAAAGUCAGUCUUUUAAUUAUAUAAUUCUCUCUCAAUUUUUUUCAUGUGAAAAAGACAAAUAAUUUUUUGUUUCUUUAUGUAUUUUUUUUUUUUUUGUCAAAUCAUCCUUUCUUUCUCAACAUUAUUGUGCAAGAGGAGAAAGACGAUAUCUUAUAUAUAAAUAUGUUUCUGGACACAAAUGAUUCAGUCAUGUCUGAGUUUGUUUUAUUUUGUGUGUAGCUUUCUAUGUUGUUUUAUUUGUCAUUUUUCAGCAAAGCAAUUGUAUUUGAUUCUGUUAUAACUCUACUUUCUGGAUAUUAUCAGUAUUCUGUUUUGUUCAAAAGACUUAAUUAUCAUUCAGUCCAAAUGUUUUUCUUUUUUAAAUCUGUCAAUCCAAAAUACUUGACAACAUACGUAGGUGAAAUGUAUAAAAAAAACAUCCUUAAAUUGAGAUUAUUGUUUGUGUAUAAAUCACCACUACUCAGAGAUCAUGAGUAAAAGUCUGUGGGAAGUUUCAGGGAAAGUAAGCCAGUGAAUAUGAUAGGGGAAGGAUAAGGGUAGUUAGUGCCUGAAGUCCUCUGUGGAAAGAGUAAGGGGAACUAAGAAGGGAACCUCAUGUGGAUAGGAUAAGGGGAGGUAAUCCAGGAGUCUCUUGUAGGUAGGAUAAGGGGGGGUAAGUCAGGAGUCCUGUGGGUAUAAUGGGAAAGUAAGUCAGGAGUGCUCUGUAGGUAGGAUAAGGGGAGAUAAGCCAGGAGUCUCCCGUUCCAAAUUAGUCGAUCCUGACUGUUAGGUGCUUCAGGUAAACAUCAAAAUAUAAUGCAAUAUUCCAUGUAUGAUGUGAAGUGUUGUGCUCCUGGUAGGAAGUUGUUGCUGUAGCCUACACACAUUGUAACUACUAAUAUUUCUGUGAUGUCAUCUAGUCAUAAUGCAGCAGCACGCGUUAGAAGUACAUUAUAUGUGUGUGCUUGCUGUGGUGCAUAAGUACACUGUACACAUAAAGUAACAGUAUAACUUAGUAGAUAAAUCAUAAUCACUUAUUAUUUACAACCACAACAAAAUCAUUUAAAUACCAGGUACUUGAGAUCUAAAUAACGUGUAGGUAGGGAGACUAUGGACAUAUGUUUUUGUAUACAAUGUAUAUUAUUGUUCAUUUACAGUAGAGUUAUGUACCUACAUGUUCCAUUAAUAAAUAUGUUCAUAUUUGAUGAUCACAUCUAGUAUAUCAUAAAAGUUGUUCUCAAAUACAUCAUUAUAUUAUACAUUGAAGAUACGUAGAAAUCACACUGGAUAAUUCACAUCAAGGAACCCUACAAAUUGGUGUAAACUAAACAGGGAUAUAAGCAAACUAGCAUCUCCUUGUUAGUACUAGUAUCUACAUAAAACCAUGGCGAUUAGUACAUUGUACCAUAAACUGCAGUAAUAGACAAUAGUGUCAUGAACUACAGUGAUAGCUGAUGAUAACUACCAUGAAUUAGUAGCUGUUGAUCGUACCAUAAACUCCAGUAACAAUUGAUGUUUCCAUAGCUAGAGUAAAAUUUGACAGUACCAUGAACUACAGUGAAAGUUGAUGUUACCAUAGACAAGAUUGAUAGUUGAUAGAACCAUGAACUACAAGUACCAGAGUACUUUUGAUGAAUUAACUCAUUCACCCCUGAAAUUUCAUGAUGAACUAUUCCAACCUUUGAAUUGGAAGAGCACAAUGUGUCUUCAGGGGUGAAUGAGCUAAAACUUGUUAGCCCAGUCAAAGUUGAUGUUUGCAUGACUGUUACAGCUAAAUGAAAACUUGAUUCAGCGAUUCUUGUAAAUUCGUUUAUGAUCAGCAUGGGAAAUUUUGUCUGCUUAUGUUCAAAUACGUGAGGUGUAGAAAAAGUUAUAGUUCUACGUGUCCUGUCUACAACUGUGUUCAUCGACAGGUCUGAUACAACACCCUUGUACCUCAAUAGGUCAGUGAAAGUUUUGAGAUAUAAGUUAUAGGACAUGCUUUAGGAUAUUUAGGACAUGAUAUAGGAUAUUCAGCAAUAAUCUAUUUGAAAUCCAAGAACAUUUAUUUGCUCAUUUUAAUGCAUUCAAAAUCCUGUGGCAUUUACCUAAUUCAAAGUCCAUUGAUGGUUAAUUAUGAUCAGGGGGGUCUGCUUUCAUAUAGUUGGAUGUUGGAAGUGAUGGCAAUUUUUAAUGCUCAAAAGAAACAGAAUUAGGCCACUGUCACCGACAUCAAGGAAAACUGUUAGACAAUAGAUUAUCUGGUAUAGACAUUUUCACACAACAGGGCAAAAAUUACUGCACUAAUUACAAAAUAGAAUUUAAUGGUUAAAGAAUAUAAUUGUUUCAGUAAGGACUUUCAUGGUACCAUUAGGACGUUCCUGAUGUUCCUAAUGAUCAUCAUGAUCACAGAGAUUUAUUUAACAACGGGCAGUCAAAACAGGCAUACAUUGCAGUGAUGGAGUGGUACAGAAUAUCUGGGUUGACCUUUUUGAGAAGUUCAAGUUCAUGAAUAUGUGUUUCCAAAUCAAAUUACUGUAGUAGAAGAGUAAAAUGAAUGUUAGAGAUUUUCUUCACACAUAUGUGAUGUUAUUUUAUACAUGUUGGGACAGUUUUUGUUGCAUGAUGUAAUUUUUGCCAAAGUAGAAUUGUUUUCAUUAUUAUAAGAUUAUUAUUAUUGUAAUUGUUUUCCAGAGAAGUAUUCUGUGUGUUGUACUGUUGAAGUACCGAGAAACCCCCCACAAAACACAAAUCUAGGCAAUCAGCCUCACUGUUGCUGGUACAACCUGUGACCUUGUCACAAUGCAAUAAAGUUUAUAGAUUGAA